UCCACGGCCGGCCCCCGCGAACGCUGCGCGUUCUAUCGCGACAUGAUAAAUGACCUAAACAACUGUCAAACCAAGUCAUAGACAAGAUUCGUUCUUUUUAAGUGUUUUCCUAUGUACCGUUGCGUUUCUUUGAGGUUUCUUUUAUUCCGUUAGUGCUGUGUUGUGCGAUUACAUUGGUGUACACGUAAUGUAUUUAGAUUUACAGUAAAAGGUACCGCGUAAGCAGAUUUUAAUGAUGGCAAUCUCAUGGUGGUGGUAUGAGUCGAAAAGAAUCAAUAAAAAAUCUGACAAUGUGCAAGUGAAAUAAGUGACCAAUAAGUGAAAGACGUGGAGUGAAAGUGAAGUGUAUUCUAAUUAUGACGUGACCAAACAGACCAAGCCAUGUAUCGGCCGAAUUUCUACGAGAGUACGUGCUUCAGGUGUAACGAGAUCGUGUACCAAGUGGACCGGGUUGGUCCACUCAAGGACUUCACUUUUUUUCAUAGUGGAUGCUUCAAAUGUGCUGUUUGUGGAACUAAAUUGACUUUGAAGACAUACUACAACAACCAGCACUGGACAGAAGACAAAGAGGUGUACUGUUCGAGUCAUGUGCCCAAAAUAGGGCCUGGGCACUUGGACAACUCGUCCGUGGGCAUCAGGAGCGCGCUCAAUGUGCCCAAGAGCAACAACUACGUGAACGAGCAGAUCCGAGGACAUGCCCGAAACAGCCAUGAGACUGAACUGUCGCCGAUUCGCGCGACUAACGGUGGCAGCGUGCACGCGUCGCCCGCGCGUGAAAUAUCGCGCGACACGCCUGACUAUCAGUAUGGCCGUUUCGACGCAAGCGCACUCCACAUCGCACAUGCGCUCAAACAGACGGAGCUGCAAAAGGCGUAUCAUAGGCCUAAGGAAAAGCCUAUUGACUGUUAUUUGGACCGAGAUGAACAGACUAAGCUAGAAAUGAAACACCGCCAAGAAGAAGAUGAUUUGUACAGAAAAUUCUCCAAACAUCGAGAAGAGGAAAACAGAAGAAUACGAGAAGAAAUACAGGACGAAUGGGAAAGAGAGCUAGAAAGGCUGACGAACAGAUUUCAACAAGAGAUGCAAGUGAAGAAACGGAGGCCCGAGUCAGAGCUCGGAGCGCUGACUCUCCGGCACCAGCAGGAGAGAGCAGACCUCGAGAAGAACAUGACUCUGCGGAGAGACAAGAAAAAGGAGAGUUUGACGAGGAAAAUGUUGGAACAUGAAAGGGCAGCCACAGCAGCCCUAGUAGAGAAGCAAAGCCACGAAAUGAUGGAGCUAAUAACGGAAAGAAGAUCGGAGUACAUGGCAGCAUCGUCGUUAUACCUGGACGGGGAGGAGGCGCCGCCGUACCCGGCUCGGGCGCCGCCGCCGCAGCCCCCACUCGUCUCCAAGUUCCACAUCUAUACAGAUCCGAUGGAGUUUGCGGAUGUCGAUAAAAUUGCCAUUUCGGUGGCGCAAGAAGACCAAAAGACCUUCACAGACCUGGUCCGGCAAUUAGUGGGACGAUGUGCGAGCGACGUCGAGAAAGCGCGCACGAUAUUCCGCUGGAUCACCGUAAAGAACCUCAACAACAUACACUUUGAUGAUAACCUCAAGGGAGACUCGCCGCUCGGGUUACUCAGGGGAAUCAAACACGGCACUGAAAGUUACCACGUUCUGUUUAAAAGAUUAUGCAGCUACGCAGGUCUCCACUGCGUGGUAAUAAAGGGCUACAGCAAAUCCGCGGGCUACCAACCAGGUGUCCGCUUCGAAGACAACCGCUUCAGAAACUCCUGGAACGCGGUGUACGUCGCAGGAGCGUGGAGAUUCGUGCAGUGCAACUGGGGAGCUAGGCACUUGGUGAACGCUAAAGAUGCCCCCAAGCCUGGGAACAGAGGGAAAAGUGAUAGCUUAAGAUAUGAAUACGAUGACCACUACUUCCUCACGGACCCGCGGGAGUUCAUCUACGAGUUCUACCCGUUGCAGCCGGACUGGCAACUGCUGAAGACGCCCAUCACUCUGCAUGACUUCGAAGAGCUACCGUUCGUCCGGUCGCUGUUCUUCCGCUAUGGACUCUACUUCAGCGAUCCUAACACUAAGGCUGUUAUGUUCACUGACUCCACUGGUGCGGCGACUAUGCGCAUAGCCAUGCCGGCACACAUGCAGAGCUCGCUCAUAUUCCACUACAACCUCAAAUUCUACGACACCGAGGGCGACGGCUUCGACGGCGUCAGUCUCAAGCGGUUUGUUAUGCAGUCAGUGGUAGGCAACGUGGUUUCCUUCCGUGUGCACGCGCCCUGCAGCGGCGCCUUCCUGCUGGACAUCUUCGCUAAUGCGGUCACGCCCCGGGAGUACCUCACCGGGGAACCCAUGAAGUUCAAGAGCGUUUGCAAGUUUAAGAUUUGCUGCGCAGAACUGCAGACAGUCAUGGUGCCGCUGCCCGACUGUGCAAGCGGCGAGUGGGGCCCUACGAAAGCUACAAGACUUUUUGGACUCGUUCCCAUUACUCAUCAGGAGGCGCUAGUAUUCGCGGGUCGUGAGCUGGAGAUCCAGUUCCGCAUGUCGCGGCCGCUGGCGGACUUCAUGGCGACGCUGCACAAGAACGGCGUGGACGAGAAGCGGCUCUCCAAAUACGUGCAGCAGAAUGUGGUCGACGACAUUGUCAACUUUUACAUCACUUUCCCCGAAGAGGGUCAAUACGGACUGGACAUAUACACACGGGAACGUGGAGGCCCCACUGCUAUACAUCAAAACGGAUCUACGGAGAAAGAGAAGCACCUUCUAACUCACUGCUGCAAGUAUCUGAUCAAUAGCAGCAAGAGAAACUGACAUACCUCAUUGAAAAACAGGCUUUGAUUGAAGUCUUGUAAAUCACGAAUACUGCAGUUUCAGCCUGCGUAGUAAUCGAUUUUAAUAAAGAGUCGAUUCCGAUGAUUUUUCUUUUGUAAAGCAAUGCCCGGCAAAAAACUUAAGCAAAUGAGCAAUAUCGAUUUUUAGGUGUGCUAGGCGGACUGCGUGGGAGCAAGCAAUUUGUUAAUUAAUCAUCCAAAUCAUGGCGAUGCAUCAAGUAUCCCCUACUACGUCGCGCUGCUGUUGCUCAUAUUUUUUGCCAAGCAAUGUGGCUUUCUGCCUGAACAAUCUCUGAGCUAAACUAAAAUGACAGAUCUGAAUGUAAUUUAGGUAUCACUAAUCGCUAUCCUUUUCAUAAUACUCCGUACCGAAGAGGAUAGCACUAGAGCUGUUAAUUUAGUCUUGUUUAGAGAUAAGCCACCUUUAUCUGUACUCCGAACUGUAAUUGAAAAGAUAAUGUAAUUUAAUAUUAAUUUUCAGAAAGUUUUAUGGCAGGAUAGAAGUUUAUAUAGUUAAUUAAUAAUAAGAAAUAUAUCCAAAUGUAGAUAUUAGUAGGAAAUAAAAGCCGUCCAUUAACAUAAAUCGUUUAUUGAGUAGUUAAUACAUUAUAUAAUUUUAUACAUAUUUUUUGUAAAUGUUUUAUUUUUAAUCGAUAAUUUUAUUUUUUAAGUACUCUCUAGGUUGUGCUAGUGCAAUCUAAUUGCAUUUUAUGU
This is a messenger RNA of Maniola jurtina (meadow brown), 3545 nucleotides long. It is a transcript of the gene Hil, whose product is annotated as hillarin. NCBI's taxonomy places the organism in Eukaryota, Metazoa, Arthropoda, Insecta, Lepidoptera, Nymphalidae. The record is from RefSeq and is a predicted model, not a curated record. The transcript is spliced from 15 exons. Bases 382 to 2811 code for a protein of 809 amino acids.